This is a messenger RNA of Drosophila busckii, 771 nucleotides long. RefSeq names its product wnt inhibitory factor 1-like. The transcript is spliced from 2 exons. The record is from RefSeq and is a predicted model, not a curated record. The coding region runs from base 1 to 771 and encodes 256 amino acids. NCBI's taxonomy places the organism in Eukaryota, Metazoa, Arthropoda, Insecta, Diptera, Drosophilidae.
AUGGAUAUAUUGUAUAACGGUCUAGUUCUUGGACUGCUGAUAAGUCUUCAAAUUUGCACAGCGUACGAACUAAUUCACGUCCCCACAGAUAAAAGUCCAUGCAAGUUAGAAUGUCCGAAGAACAGCAUUUGCGAUGUCGAUGUGUGUCGAUGUGUGAAUGGAUAUAGGGAGUCCACGAACGGAACCUGUGAGCCCAUUUGCGAAAAGGCUUGUGGUGCACAUGACAAGUGUGUGGCACCCGAUACAUGCGAAUGUGAACCCGGAUAUAGGAGAGGCGGUCCCCGCAACAAAUGCCUGCCGAUUUGCAAUCCAAGCUGUGGGAACCAUGAAUUCUGCCGUGCUCCCAACCAAUGUGACUGCAGAGUGGGCUAUAUGCGUGUGAAUGGUAUAUGCGAGCCUCAAUGUGAACAGGGUUGCGGACGAUAUUCUCCCUGCAAAGCACCCGAUGUUUGUAGCUGCACCAUGAACUACGAAUGGAAUCCCAAUAGCUGGAUGUGUGAACCAAAAUGUGAACCAAAGUGUGGGAAAAAUAGUUACUGCAAGGGGCACAAUGAGUGCGAGUGCCUAACCGGCUAUAAACCAGAGAAUGCUACAAAGCAGAGUUGCUAUUAUGUAAUGCCAAUUUGGCUUUACUGGGCGAUAGGUCUGUUUGUACUACUAAUACUUGGCAUUAUAAUUGGUACCAUUAUUUAUCAUUUGCGCAAAGGACGUGCAAUUGAUUAUUAUCCCAAUAGCAAGUUCCGGGAUACUAGAAAAAUAAUUGAUAAUUAA